Molecule: messenger RNA, 1482 nt
Organism: Glycine soja
Lineage: Eukaryota; Viridiplantae; Streptophyta; Magnoliopsida; Fabales; Fabaceae
Product: 2-hydroxyisoflavanone dehydratase
Exons: 1
Coding region: 269-1228 (319 amino acids)
Molecular function (GO): hydrolase activity
Source: RefSeq, a predicted model, not a curated record
UUACAGAUAUCUAAAUAUAUGGGUAUAGUGAGAGACAAUAUAUUUAAAUGUUACUCAUACAAAUUAAUUAUAAUCAUGGUCAAAAUGUGGACAAGUCUUGUACUAGUUGCUCGUUUUUAAAUUCUCAUCAUCAAGAUUCCCGCUACCUACUCCCCUAGUUGUAAAAUUCAUUUCAGCAACUAGAAGAUGGCUAUCUGAUUAUAAAAGUUAUUCUUUUUUCACGAUCUAUAAAUAAUUUCACCCUAACCCGCAGAAGAUUAGGAGUAGAAUGGCGAAGGAGAUAGUGAAAGAGCUUCUUCCUCUAAUUCGAGUGUACAAGGAUGGCAGCGUGGAGCGUCUUCUAAGCUCUGAAAACGUGGCAGCCUCCCCUGAAGAUCCCCAAACUGGAGUCUCAUCCAAAGACAUAGUCAUCGCAGACAACCCCUACGUCUCCGCUCGCAUUUUCCUUCCCAAAUCCCACCACACUAACAACAAACUCCCCAUCUUCCUCUACUUCCACGGUGGCGCCUUUUGCGUCGAAUCCGCCUUCUCCUUUUUCGUCCACCGCUAUCUCAACAUCUUAGCCUCAGAAGCCAACAUAAUAGCCAUCUCCGUCGACUUCAGACUCCUCCCACACCACCCUAUCCCUGCUGCCUACGAAGACGGUUGGACCACCCUCCAAUGGAUUGCUUCCCACGCCAACAACACCAACACCACCAACCCGGAGCCAUGGCUACUCAACCACGCCGACUUCACCAAAGUCUACGUAGGAGGUGAAACCAGCGGUGCUAACAUCGCACACAACCUGCUUUUGCGUGCAGGUAACGAAUCCCUCCCCGGGGAUCUGAAAAUAUUGGGUGGAUUACUAUGCUGCCCCUUCUUCUGGGGCUCGAAGCCAAUUGGGUCGGAGGCUGUUGAGGGGCACGAGCAGAGUUUGGCCAUGAAGGUCUGGAACUUUGCCUGCCCUGAUGCCCCCGGUGGAAUCGAUAACCCCUGGAUCAACCCCUGUGUUCCUGGGGCACCCUCUUUGGCCACUCUUGCCUGCUCUAAGUUGCUCGUUACUAUCACUGGCAAAGACGAGUUCAGAGACAGAGAUAUUCUCUACCACCACACCGUUGAGCAAAGUGGCUGGCAAGGUGAACUUCAACUCUUUGAUGCUGGCGAUGAGGAGCAUGCUUUCCAGCUCUUCAAGCCUGAGACUCAUCUUGCUAAAGCCAUGAUCAAACGCUUGGCUUCUUUUCUGGUUUGAUGGAUGGCUUGUCAUGAGAGAUUCCAAACAUAAUAAAUCGUGCGUGCCUUCACCUGUCUUGUCUACUACUCCAGUUUUAGAUUGAAUUUUAUGUUUUAGUUAUUAUUCAACAAAAACACAAUAAUUCCCUCUCCCUCGUUGUUUUUGUUUUUGUUUUUGUUUGUCACCAUUAUCGAUACCUAUCACUGUAUGUGGUCAUUAUUCAACAAAAGGAUGCCGUACACUCCUGAAUUAAUAUUUCAAUUUUCAAUUUA